CGUGUAAGCGUACAGAAUCAGCGCGCAGGGCAUUGUGGGUAGGACAUCCGUAGGUCAGCCAUAUUGCUGCAGUGUGAGUGAAGGAGAAUAUGAGAGGAAUCAGUCAAUUAUCACGGAGGCUCUAUGGAGUUCAGGCUGCUCGUAAGCUGGAGACCGUGGCAGCCGUGGAGCCGCUGAAGCUUCACCCACAGGAUGUGCAGGUGACAAAACUUCCCAGCGGUUUAGUGAUUGCAUCCCUGGAAAACUACUCUCCUGCCUCCCGGAUCGGUGUGCUGAUUAAAGCCGGAAGCAGAUAUGAGACGGCGGAUAAUCUGGGUGUGACACACCUGCUCCGUCUGGCCGCUAGUCUGACCACUAAAGGAGCGUCGGCCUUCAAGAUCUGUCGGGGUGUUGAGGCUGUAGGAGGAAGCCUGAGUGUGUCGAGCUCCAGAGAAACAAUGGUCUAUACCGUGGACUGUCUGAGAGAUCACAUUGAUACGGUGAUGGAGUAUCUGAUCAAUGUGACCACCGCACCAGAGUUUCGUCUGUGGGAAGUGUCUGAUCUCACUGCUAAAGUCAAGCUGGAUAAAGAACUCAGCAAACAGACUCCACAGAUCGGUGUGAUCGAGAAUCUUCAUGCAGCAGCUUAUAAGAACGCUCUGUCCAAUUCUCUCUACUGUCCCGACUUCAUGAUGGGACACAUCAGCACAGAACAGAUGCACACCUUUGUUCAGAAUAACUUCACCAGUUCAAGGAUGGCUCUCGUUGGUCUUGGAGUGGAUCACACUGUACUGAAGCAUGUUGGAGAACAGUUUCUGAACAUGCGCAGUGGAACAGGCACCGUCGGCUCUAAAGCCGUGUACCGCGGAGGCGAGCUGAGGCAUCAGACUGGAGCUGAUCUGACUCACGCUCUGUUGGUCAGCGAGGGAUCCAGCGUGACGGCGGCUGAAGCCACAGCGUUCAGUAUUCUGCAGUGUGUGCUGGGAUCAGGACCUCGAGUUAAAAGAGGAUCUAACAGCACCAGUAGACUGAGUCAGGCCAUCUCAAAGAUCACAGCUCAACCCUUUGAUGUGUCUGCUUUUAACGUCAGUUACACUGACUCGGGUUUGUGCGGUGUCUACACCAUCUGUCAUCCUAAUGCUGCCAAAGAUGUGAUGUCAGCAGCCGUGGGUCAGGUGAAUGAUGUCGCUCAAGGGAAUCUCACUGCCGCUGAUCUCAACAGAGCAAAGAAUCAGCUGAAGGCCGACUAUCUGAUGUCCAUUGAGAGUUGUGAGGGACUGAUGGAAGCCAUUGGUACUCAAGCACUCACAGAGGGCACUUAUCAUUCCCCUGAAGUCAUGAGUCACAAAAUAGAUGCUGUGUCUUCAGCUGAUGUCAUCAGUGCGGCGGAAAAAUUCAUGUCUGGGAAAAAGACGAUGUCUGCCAGUGGACACCUGGUCAACACCCCUUUUGUUGAUGAGAUCUAGUGCACUUGGUCUUCUUCAUUCUUAAAGUAAAUGAGCUCAUGUUCAUCAUUUCUGUCCUGAUGCUCUUUCAUACACAUUUGAUCUCCAUAUUAGAAGCAAGUGGCCGGAGCUCAGCAGGUGUCUGUUUAAAAUGUAUAGAUGUUAAUGAAUAAAUAAAGUAUCUGUGUACCAACACUGACAAACA
Messenger RNA from Triplophysa dalaica, 1629 nucleotides. It is a transcript of the gene uqcrc2b, whose product is annotated as cytochrome b-c1 complex subunit 2, mitochondrial. The record is from RefSeq and is a predicted model, not a curated record. Gene Ontology annotation, cellular component: mitochondrion. NCBI's taxonomy places the organism in Eukaryota, Metazoa, Chordata, Actinopteri, Cypriniformes, Nemacheilidae. Gene Ontology annotation, biological process: proteolysis. The coding region runs from base 90 to 1445 and encodes 451 amino acids. Gene Ontology annotation, molecular function: metalloendopeptidase activity; metal ion binding. The transcript is spliced from 14 exons.